Molecule: messenger RNA, 2817 nt
Organism: Insectozyma verbasci
Lineage: Eukaryota; Fungi; Ascomycota; Pichiomycetes; Serinales; Debaryomycetaceae
Source: the annotation of a GenBank genome assembly
AUGUUUUCUAAAUUGAAAAACUUUUCAGAGGAUGUAGCUAAAAGUUUAAAUGAUUUAACUGCUUUAGAUAAUCAACAACAACAAUCACAACAACAAUCACAAACACAAUCUAAUAAAAUUGACCAAUUGCAAAAAUAUUCAAAAAUUUUAAAAACACAAACUCCAGAAUUAAAUGAUUUAAAUGACAAUGAAGAAACUAAUGAUUUAUCUGAUUCUCAACUUAAAAAAUUUUUAAAAUAUGAAGAAAAAUAUCCAAUUUUAUUACAAUCUUAUAAAAUUGAAAAGAAAAAGAAUGAAAUAAUAUUGCAAUUGGAAGACGUUUUAAAAGAUAUUACUCCAAUUAAUUCAAUAUCUGAUAUUAAAGCAUUAGUUGAUUAUUUGAACAAUUUAAAUGAAAAAAAUAAAUUAUUAAAUAAUGAAGUUCGAAGUUUAAAUAAAGAAAUUUCAAAUGUAAAUUAUAAAGUUGCUAAAACAGAGGAUGAAAAUAAUGGAAUGAAAUUAGAAGUCGAACAAUUGAACUCUUCUCAAAUUACAAAUGAGAAACGUAUAGAGCAAUUAAUAAAUGAAAUAAAUGAAUUAAAAUUUAGUGAUGAUAAAUUAAAGGAACAAAUUAAAACUUUGACCAAGGAAAACCAUGAAUUGAAACUUCAGUCAGAAAAUACAUCAGAGGUUAAUAAAUUAGAUCAAGAUGAUACUAGUUUGAAAUCAGAAAUUGAAGAGAAACAACAUAAAAUAAACAAUCUUAAUACAAAAUUAGACGAUUUGAUUACAAAAAACUCCGACUCAGAGACCAGGUUUAAGUCAAUAAUAGAUACAAAAGAUAAAACAAUACAGGAGCUCAAAACUGAAGUUGAAAAUUUACAUCAACCAAAUUUACUACAAGAUUUAGAUUCUAAAAAUGAAAAAAUACAAACUUUGGUAAAUGAAAUUGAACAGUUAAAAAAUUCCAAUAACAAUCUAAUGGACAAUUUUUCACAAAUUGAAGGUGAAGGAAAUAAAUCUAAUAAUAACAACAAAAACAAACAAAUUCAUAAUCUCAAAUCCGAAAUUAAUCAAUUGAAAAAACAAAUUUCACUGUACGAACAACAACUAAAUGACUCGAAAAUUGAAAAAUUGCAACCUCAAUCGAAUGAAAACACUAUUGAAAUCAAUGGAUUGAAACAAGAAGCACCAACUGAUAAUUUAGAAUUAACCAAUUUAAAAACUCAAUUGGAAACUAAAACUAAUGAAAUAGAACAAUUUAAAAAUCAAAUUUCAUAUUUAAACAAUCAAUUACAAGAUAAAAAAGAUGAAAUUGAAGAUUUAAAAGAUCUGUUGAAAGAAAUAGGAAAUGAUUUAGUUUCAACAAGAGAGCAAAUGAAAUCCUUAAAAUCAUCUUCACCUUCGCUUGAAACAAAAUAUGAAAAUUCACAAAAGGAAAUUAAAUCUUUGAAUUCACAACUUGAAAAUUUAAAAUCUGAAAUUUCACAAAAUAAAGAAUUUUUUAAAACAACCGAAAAUUCUUUAAAAGAGCAAGUUCAAACAGCAGUCAAGAUUCAAAAAGAAUUAGAAAAUAAAUUAGAAUCAACAAAUAAGGAGUUGAAUAAUAUUGAACAAGAAAAAGAAAAGUUUUUAGCCCGUAUCAAUGAUUUAUCAAAUUUCAAAAAUCAAGAGUCUUCUUUAAAAUUGGAAAUUUCUUCACUCAACAAUUCAAUAAAACAUAAAGAAAAUACAUUGGCCGAUUUCAAAUCAAAACUUGACAAUUCUCAGAGUGAAAUUAAGUCUUUAGAUGAGAAAUUGAAAGCUUUAACAACCACAAAUCAAGAGUUACAAUCUUCUUAUUCAAAUUUAUUAAAAGAUAAAAAUGAUUUACUUACUAAACAAGAAAUUUCAUUGGAUUCUAUAAAGAAUUUAAAUUUGCAAAUUAGCAAUUUACAAUUGAAUAAUCAAGAAUAUAAAAACGAAAACUUACAGUUGAAAAACAAAUUGGAAUUCUUAGAAAAUGAUCAAAGAAAUUCCAAGAAUGAUUUAAUUUCAAUUAAAAAACAACAUGAAGAACUGAUCUUUAAAUCAAAAGAAUAUGAUCAGAGAAUUGAAAAUUUACAAGAUGAUUUAAAUGAAUCAAGAAAUUUAUUGAGUGAUAAAAAUAGAGAAGUGCAAAAUAUUAAAAGGUUAUUAGUUGACGCUCAAGAUUUAAUUAAACAAAAAGAUUCUGAUUUUAAUUAUGAAAUUGAAAAAAUCAAUGAAUCCAAAAAUGAAAUGGAGAAACUAAAUAAUUUAAAUAUUAAGAAGAAGACUAGAGAAAUUGAAGAAUUAAAAAAUAAAAUUGAAAUUUUGAAUAAAAAUCUAUCAGUUAACGAAAAUACUUUGAAAUUGGAAAAAUCAAGACAAAAUUCUUUACAAGAUUUACAUUACACUGAUCAAGCAAAAGUUAUAAAUGAACUUCGUUCAACAGUUGAUAAUCUUAAAAAAUCACUAAGUGAUUCGACUGCUAGAAUAAAAGAAUUUGAAUCAAUAAAUAUGCAUUUAAAAAAAUUAAAUGAAGAUAAUAUACUAAAAUUUGAAAGAAUCUCAAAAAAUUACAAAUUAUUAACUCAACAAUAUAGAUUAAUGAAAGAUUCCAAAGAAACAAAACAAAUUACAUCACCAAUCGAAGAACAAAAAGAAGGGAUCAAGAACCAAGAACCAUCUUCAGAAACAAAUACAGCUUAUUUGAAGAAUGUAUUGUUGGGAUUUUUUGAACAUAAAGAUCAAAGAGAUUUAUUAUUGCCUGUAAUUAGAACAAUUUUUCAAUUUUCAAAAGAUGACGAAACAAAAUUCUUGUCAUCAUUAAAGUAG